UUCCACCUCCCCGCCAAAGGCGAAAAGCAAACAAGCUACUGUCCGUUUAAUAGACACAUCAGACUCGGAGUCGGGGUACAAGAAAGCUUUUUGCGUGGCCGGAAAAUGCAGACGCUAGUACUAGUUGGAUCAGCUAAUUUCACAUAUACCUGGUGCCAUCUAGCUCGACGUCCUUUCUUCACUCUUUCCGUUCGCCACCGCCCCAAACUCAAAUUCUCCACUUCUUCGGAUAAGGCAUGUAGGAGCUACAAUGACGAGGAAUGUGAUGAGGAUUUUUUGCCGUGGUUGGAGCAAAAAGCAUGUACAAAAAUAUCAUCCGUGCUUUCCAUUGGAAAAUCUGCCCAUGGAAGGGCACUAUAUGCUUCGAAGCCCAUACAAGCUGGGGACUGCAUAUUGAGAGUUCCUUACAGCGUGCAACUAGCACCAGAUAAUCUUCCUCCGGAAAUUUGUUCUUUGUUUGGAGAUGAAGUUAGCAGUGUCUCAAAAGUUGCUCUACUCCUGCUGCAUGAGCAGAAAAUGGGUCAGAAAUCUGAAUGGGCUCCAUAUAUCCGUCGGCUUCCUCAACCUUUUGAAAUGCAUAACACUAUAUUCUGGAGUGAUGAUGAACUGGAGAUGAUUAGACAAAGUGUUAUAUACCAGGAGACCAUCAAACAAAGGAAUCACAUUGAAAAGCAGUUUAUGGCAAUUAAACCAGCCACUGAUCAAUUCCCUCAAUGUUUUGAAGAUGUCUCUCUGAAGGACUUUGCUUAUGCUCAUGCUUUAGUUACAUCUCGAGCAUGGGAAAGCUCGAGGGGUGUCUCGAUGAUUCCAUUUGCAGAUUUUCUAAAUCAUGAUGGUACUUCAGAGGCAUGUCUUAUGAGUCAUGAAGGAAAACAGCUCUCAGAGGUCAUUGCUGAGCGUGAUUACAGCCCUGGUGAUCAGGUGCUAAUAAGUUAUGGAAAAUUUUCCAACAGUAGUCUAGUUUUGGACUUUGGCUUCACAGUUCCUUACAACAUUUACGACCAGGCUCAAGUUGAGCUCAAUAUACCUCAGCACUAUCAUCUUUUUCAGAUGAAGUUGGAACUUCUGCAGAGAUUCAAGGCACCAGCCAUUAAAGAUGUCAAUGAAUUUAGCUCUUCUGAGAAAUUAUUUACAAUCAAGGAAGUGAAGUUUGCUUCUAAGAAAGGGAGGGGAAUUCCACAAUCUUUUCGUGCAUUUGCUCGUGUACUAUGUUCAAAUGCUCAAGAAUUGAGUGAUUUGGAGUCAGGAGCUGCACAAAGCGAUGGUAGGCUGGCUCGAAGUCCUUUGAAAAACAAAAGCAGGGAGAUUGAAGCACAUGAGUUGAUACUCUCAAAAAUAACUGAACAAAUCAAUGAAUAUGAUGCAUGUAUCAAGUCUCUGGGACCAUCCACCUCUCAAAACUUGGUUAGAAAACAUGCUUUAAGGAGACAAAUGGCUCAUGAUCUUCUUACUGGUGAGCUUCGUGUUCUGAAGUCUGCUUCUGCAUGGCUGAAGAAGUAUUGUGCAACCUUAUUAGAAGGAUAGAGUGUAGGGUUCUCUUCUACAUAUGGUGAUCCAGUUUGAAGGUGGCCUCAUCUUGGAACUUAAGAGGGAGGUUCCUAUUUGUUUUCCAAUUCUCCAACCGCAAGCUAAGCUUGCUGAUGGUCAGAUGAAUGGAAGUCGGUUUAUCACGUGCCUCCUCGUCGACAAUCUAACAGAAAGCAGGAAGUUUUAGAGAUGCAUUACUCGAACAACAACAGUAUGAUUGUAGAGAAAGCAAGGGGUAAAAGUGCUGGAAACUCCUGUCGUGAAGUUCGUUGCUCAUUGUUGAGGGAACGGAAGUUAGUCGUGGAGUUGGGUAAUGAACAAGUAGUAGGUUGUUACAGGGGUUAAUUACUUUUUAUCUUCCCUGAUCUGUGGGCAAACUAUGAAUCAAGAUUUAGCCAAAUUGUAUUCAGCUCCCUUGUCAGUAAACACCGGAUACAGGCCAUGGAUGGGUGAAGUGAAAUGAAAUGAAAAGCAAGAACUUUUAUUU
This is a messenger RNA of Coffea eugenioides, 2014 nucleotides long. Its product is annotated as fructose-bisphosphate aldolase-lysine N-methyltransferase, chloroplastic. NCBI's taxonomy places the organism in Eukaryota, Viridiplantae, Streptophyta, Magnoliopsida, Gentianales, Rubiaceae. The transcript is spliced from 15 exons. The record is from RefSeq and is a predicted model, not a curated record. Bases 106 to 1524 code for a protein of 472 amino acids. Gene Ontology annotation, biological process: peptidyl-lysine monomethylation. Gene Ontology annotation, molecular function: protein-lysine N-methyltransferase activity; protein binding.